This is a messenger RNA of Kalmanozyma brasiliensis GHG001, 3855 nucleotides long. RefSeq names its product Cytidyltransferase-like domain protein. The transcript has a single exon. Gene Ontology annotation, biological process: biosynthetic process; tRNA wobble uridine modification. The coding region runs from base 1 to 3855 and encodes 1284 amino acids. NCBI's taxonomy places the organism in Eukaryota, Fungi, Basidiomycota, Ustilaginomycetes, Ustilaginales. Gene Ontology annotation, molecular function: catalytic activity; protein binding. The record is from RefSeq and is a predicted model, not a curated record. Gene Ontology annotation, cellular component: elongator holoenzyme complex.
AUGGCACCGCAGGCAUCGAGCUCGUACAUCUCCGCGGCGUUCAACCGCUGCAAUCACAUUGCCGACUGGGCCAACGCGCCGCACAGCAUCAUCGCCUAUGCUGCCAACAAGUCGAUCGCCAUCUGGGAUCAACCUGGUCACGCUUCUUCGGCUGGAGUGACUCAGCUGCUAGCCACCGGCUUCUCCAAAGCGAUCACCUCACUCAAGCUCGCAAAUCUGACUGUCGUAUCCGACAAGCCAUGCAUCGUCGCUGGAUCAGCCGACGGAUCGAUAGGCGUGUGGGCUUUGCAAGAGAACACGCAAUGGACACAGGUGCAAUGCAUCAAAGCAGCGCACAACGGCUCCGUAUCUGCUCUCGGCGUCAUUCGAUCUGCGCAGUCAGCAUCCGAGCUACCCUCAAUCAUCGUCUCGGGUGCUUCCGAUGGCGUACUCAAAGUAUGGACGCUGUCAAAUGACCUUUCGCAACCACCGACAUUGGCGCAGUCGAUCGAUCUCAAAGGUCGAUUCCCACUCGACCUUUCUCUCUUGCCGCUGCCCAACACCACUUCGACCCAGCUGCUUAUGGCACUCGCGACCACCACAAACAAGAUCGACAUCUUCGCUUCCAGUCCAUCAUCAGCAGCGCAGGCUGGUGCACACAGGCUCAAGUUCCAGCACAAGCUCUCUCUAGAAGGACACGAGGACUGGGUCAAAUCGCUCGACCUCUGCAAUACCUUCGUUGAGACCGACGACGUUCAUCGCAACCAAAGUAUCCUACUUGCUAGUGGAUCUCAAGACGCGAGUGUCAGGCUAUGGAAGAUCUCUCCCGCCGAUAAAGAUGCAAGCCCUUCAUCUCAGCAAUCCCCAUCCUCUUCCAAAACCGACGACGACUUCGAGCAGAUGGUCUCCAAGAUCGAGUCGGAUCGCAGCUCCAAAGCAGGCGAGAUUUCGACUCGCGCACAUCCGUUCUGUGUCGAACGAGCGGAUGGCUCCCAGCAAUCCUGGUCCAUCACCUUUGACGCAAUGCUUGUCGGGCACGACAAUUGGGUCACCGGCGUGCGAUGGCAUCCCGCUGUUUCCGCUGGAGGUGAAAACCUCGAACAGCCGGCUGCACUUCUCUCGUCCUCCGCCGACAACAGUCUCAUCUUGUGGACACCUUCUGGACAGCUGUCGGAAGCAGCCUCGCAUUCUCCCUUCCCUGCUUUUGACGCCGCCCUUCUCUCUACAGGAGGCGCGCGGCGCGCCAAAGGUCCUACAUUGCACCAUCUUGCUUCGUCCAUCUGGAUGCCUUCGCAGCGCUUCGGUGAGGUAGGAGGCGCGAGCAAUCUUGGCUUCUUUGGCGCUCUCUGGCUACCUUCUCGAUCUCCAGAGGCCCCGAUAGAUGCGGAAGCUCCCGUCUCUGCUGUCGUCGCGCACGGCUGGGGAGGCUCAGCCCACAUUUGGACGCUGUCUCAGCAAGCAGCAAACUCAUCCAAUCCUCAGUGGCAAGUCACAGAUCCUGUCACCGGUCACUUUGCUGCCGCCAAAUCCGUUGCAUGGGAACCUUGCGGAGAGUACCUUCUCAGCUGUUCCGACGACCAAACCACUCGCCUUCACGCCAAGCCUUUCUCGAGAAAUGGACAGCAACUCGAUGCAAGCAGAGCCACCUGGCACGAGGUGGCCCGUCCUCAAUCACAUGGCUACGAUCUGCAUUCCGUCUCGUGGCUCGAUCGACUCAACUUUGUUUCAGCCGCCGACGAGAAGGUCCUGCGCGUCUUUGCUGCUCCUCGUGGAUUCGUUGGCACCGCGGGCAAGAAUGGUCUCCAUUGCGCGACGCUCGGCUCCGAAAGCGAAUCGCGAGCAGCAUCGCGUCCUGCCGCUGGGAACAAAAGCUUGCUCCAUCUUUCGGUGGAGCCUCACUCCGGUCUCCUCAAGUCGGCUGAGAAGCACGGCUACCUGUUCAAGCAGACCGUCGAGCAAUGCUGCAAAGAGCAGAGCGACUCUGUCACUGCCAUCGUGUCGUCACCACUCUUCCAGCGACCCUUUGAUGGACUCAGCUUCAAGCAGAUCGAGCUUUACCUCAAGUGGCUCUAUGCGCAGGCCUGGAGUGUCGCUGUGCAACGCGGUCUGAUGCUCGCCGAUAUCAACGUCCUGCUCGUCCCGGAUACGUCGCUCGAGAAAGUCGCCCUUCGACUACACGCUCCGGAAGCCGACGUGCUGGUAGACGCCAGCAUCGAUCAGAAGUCAACAUCGAUAUGGCAAGAGCUAGGCGUCACAGUGCGCAAGAUCGAUUCGGGCCACCAGCAGUCAGACGCCGCUGGAGCUGUUGGUCAAGACGAUGGCAAAGGCUUGAAGUGCUAUCCCGUCGUAGCGCUGGGUGGCACCUUCGACCAUCUGCACGUGGGACACAAGAUCCUGCUCACCAUGGCAUCCAUCAUCGCCGACACUCGAAUCAUUGUCGGCGUAACGGACGAUGCGAUGCUCACCAAGAAGUCGAACGCGCACCUGCUCGAGCCCAUCGACGAACGCAUCGCCUGCGUGAACGCUUUUAUUAGCUUCAUCCGCCUACCCUUCACCCCGAUCGACCAACAGGUGGUCAAGCUGGAAGAUGUGGCUGGCCCGGCUGCCACGGAAGCCGAUCUGCAAGCUCUCGUCGUCACGGACGAGACGCUCUCUGGCGCCGAGUUCAUCGACAACAAGAGAAAGGAGAACGGGCUGUCGUCGCUGGAGGACUGGGUCAUCGGCGUGGUUGGUAGCGAAGGUCAGACCGAUCUGAAGGGCGAUGCCAAGGCGUUGGCGGAGAGCAAGGUGGGUAGCACCGCCAUCCGCAAGUGGCUGGUCCAGCAAGGUCCACGUCGCGUCCAGGCACUCGAGACGGCAAAGAGGCAUCGCGUCUCUCAUCAGCUCCGUCUGACAACCAGCGACCAAGAAGCUGAGGCAGAAGAGAGCAACGUCUCCUCGCGUCCAGUAGGUGCUAGCGUUCCGCCUCUCGGCCUGUCGAACCGUGCCGUGUUCGAAGGCUCGUCGAUCCAGGAAGCGCCCUCUGCGAGUGGACAGCCUAUCGGCUCGGCCAAAGAAUCUCUCUCCGCGGUCCUGCGCCAGCCACCCUCGGAAGAGCAGCUCUCGGUAGAGACGCUCUGGCCUGAGCUCGAAAAGCUCUACGGCCACGGCUACGAACUUCUCUGGGUGAGCGCCAAUCCACCCAACCCUGUCGACGGAGGACGAACCACCACCGGUGGCCGAUUCGUCGCCUCGUGCUGCAAGGCGACGAGCGAAGACCACGCCGUCGUGCGCAUCCACGAUCGAGCUCAAAACUGGCGAGAAUGCGCCGUGCUCGAAGGUCACUCCCUCAGCAUCACGCGGAUUCAAUGGAGUCUCGACUCGCGCUACCUCCUCACCUGCUCCCGAGAUCGAAGUUGGAGGAUGUACGAGCAGGUGGCAGGGGAGCGCUUCGUGCCGUUCACGGGCGAGCGUUCACACGCACGAAUCAUCUGGGACUGCGCUUGGUCCACCGACCCCGCUCGUCCGUACGUAUUCGCCACAGCGUCGAGAGACAAGACGGUUAAGAUCUUUGAACUUUGGCCCAAAGGUCAGGAGGGAGAGAGACCGUUUGCACUGCUACAGACCAUCAAGUUUAACGAGGCCGUGACGGCGAUCGCUUUUGGGGUGGAUGCGGUGCUUGCGGUGGGUAAGGAGGAUGGUGAGGUGGAAAUUCUUCAGCGCAAAGCAGGCGAGGGAGAAGAAUGGUCGACGACGCUCAAGGUGCCCAAUUUGGCAGAGGAGCAGAUCAACCAGCUCGCGUGGCGUCCGCCCGUGCUGGAAGAUGGGGAUGAUGCCAUACUGGCUUCUGCUUCAGAGGAUGGUGCUGUUCGUCUGACGAGAAUCACUGGGCUUUGA